Molecule: messenger RNA, 404 nt
Organism: Austrofundulus limnaeus
Lineage: Eukaryota; Metazoa; Chordata; Actinopteri; Cyprinodontiformes; Rivulidae
Product: methionine-R-sulfoxide reductase B1-A-like
Biological process (GO): protein repair
Cellular component (GO): nucleus
Molecular function (GO): peptide-methionine (R)-S-oxide reductase activity
Source: RefSeq, a predicted model, not a curated record
GUGCUGUGUGGAAAGUGUGGAAAUGGACUGGGUCACGAGUUUGUAAACGACGGUCCAGCUAAAGGUGUGUCUCGCUUCUGAAUAUUCAGCAGCUCACUGAAGUUUGUCCCUAAAGAUGAGGUUGACGGACAGUAAAGUGAGCUGAUAAAUAGGAGGAUCAGACGUUUGUCUUUGCUGAUGAAGGUGCGGGCAGUGAAUGAUGGAUUCUGGGACAAAGUCCUUUCAGGGAACACCAGGACUCUGAUGAACAGUGACCUCACCGGACAGCAAGGAAACAACUUGAACUAUGCAGUCACCGCAGACACAACAACUAGACCCACUUAUUAAACCCCACCAUUCCUGCCUUAUUAGUUUUACAGUGAUCAACACUAUGACACAAGAAUCAAUUUGAAUUAUUUUAAAAC